This is a messenger RNA of Myzus persicae (green peach aphid), 3236 nucleotides long. RefSeq lists its product as uncharacterized. Gene Ontology annotation, cellular component: semaphorin receptor complex. The transcript has 4 exons. Gene Ontology annotation, molecular function: semaphorin receptor activity. The record is from RefSeq and is a predicted model, not a curated record. The coding region runs from base 153 to 3074 and encodes 973 amino acids. Lineage: Eukaryota; Metazoa; Arthropoda; Insecta; Hemiptera; Aphididae. Gene Ontology annotation, biological process: positive regulation of axonogenesis; negative regulation of cell adhesion; regulation of cell shape.
CUCGUUUUGUAUUUCACAGCAGUACUUUUCGGACACUGAUCAGUGUGAUGUCUAUACUUCGAGUAGCUACGAAAUGGUUUAUUGUUAGUUUUUAAUGAAAUUUAACUGCAUGCAUCACGUGUCACAAAGCGAGCUACUCAAUCACUAAUUUGAUGAACAAUAUUGUAUGGAACAUAAAACAAUCAAGCAGCGCAAUGGCUGUUAGCAGAAAGUUGUGCAAAAAUAAAACCUAUAUCAACCACAAUUCUAUAAAUGGACUACUUUUAAUUGUAUAUACAAUUGCUUUAAUGUUUCCAAUGGAUGGUAGCACAUUUGAUACUGAAUCAAAUAAAAUAAGGUGCUCAGAUUCAAUGACGUGCGCCAAAUGUACAAUCAAACCAAUGUGUGUAUGGUCCCUUGAACGACAGGUGUGUGAAAACGACGAGUACCAUGCAUUAAAUACGUCACGUUUAAUAGUAUCUAGAAUCAAGGAAUGCCCGCAGUUAUUGGUUACUAAAAAAUAUCAAUAUAUUGAUAAUAAAAUUAAUGUAACUUACACAGUUAGGAUAACAAAUGAUGUAGUAGAUUUCAUACAUUAUCUUGAUAUGGGCACAGACAUUUAUUACAAUAUGCCCCAUUUUAAUAUGUAUAAACCGGUGAGGAUAGUUAAUAAAACUGACAUAUUGUGCUCAUUCCGACUACCAAAUAAAAGCAAAACUACGCUAACUUUUUUUUGGUAUAUUAGCUUAUCUAUGAUUAUGUUGCGGUUUGACAACGUUGUUGAUAACUAUGAUACGGUUUAUGGACUCGAAGAAUGUGCCAUCGACGAGAAGUAUAAAUCCUGUGCUACAUGUGGAUGGAAUAAAAACGGGGACUUGAACUACUUGAAAUUGUGUUCCUCCAAAAACACCUGUAAAAGUAACAAGAAUAUAUACAUGAAAAAUCAGGAAAAAAAAAAGGUAGCGUACGUGUCGAAUAAUUGUGCUGAAAUAAAUGUAACGGCAGUCGAUCCACUGUGUGGCCCGAAAACUGGUGGGACGACCGUAACGAUCACAGUUAGGAACCACGGGAUAUUCAUGGAGAGCGGAUCUUUAAAGGUAAUGGUGGCUGGAGCUUUGUGCACGGAUCCCAAGACUUCUGGACCAGAGACUUUUACUUGUACCACAUCACAAUCCAACAAAACAUUGUCCGGUCCGAUUCUGGUCGAGUACUCAUCGAUCGAAAACGUACUGAAGAUUGAGUCAUCUCAUAUAUUCCAGUUUUCAGAAAUUGAAAUUUCAACAGAAUUGUUGUCGAAGACCCUGGACAAUAAAUCGCCGACACAUAUUGUUGAUCCUUUCAAUGUUCCAGUUCCCAAAUAUCCAUCCAUACUUCCUGGCUCAAAGAAAACCAAUUGCUCAGAUUCAAUGACGUGUAUCAAAUGUACAAUCGAUCCUAUGUGUGUAUGGUCCUUUGAACAACAAGCUUGUAAAAACUUGCCUCAAUACACAACGUUACCUUUAAGGACCUUUAAAAAAUUGGAAUGUCCCCGGUUUUCAGUAAUUAAAGAAUAUUAUUAUGGUGAAUCAAAUGUAACCUUGAAAUACAUUGUUAAAGUAUCCAAUUAUUCGAAAUUUUUCAGAAAUCAUCUUAACGGCAUUAUACUUUAUAACAGAUUUCCAACAUAUUGCAAAUAUCUAACUAAAGAGUUUAAAACAAAUCAAGAAAUGAUAAUAUCAUGUGAAUUUUAUGUAAAGAAAUCUAUUUUUGAUAAAAAUAAUCCAUCGUUCACUUUUUUUACUUUUAUUAGUUUUAAUGGUGUAAUGCUGCGGUUUGAUAACAUCUCUGAUCACUAUGUCACUUUUUAUAAACAAAAAGAGUGCGCUAAUGACGAGAAGCACAAAGCAUGUGCGACUUGUGCAUGGAAUGAUGACGGGUACUUGAACUAUUUGAGAUUGUGUUCUUCCAACCUCACUUGUCAGGUUGAUAGGAAUUUAUACAUGAAGAACAAUGGUAAAGAACAAUUAAACUUUCAAUUGGCGUACUUAACGAAUGACUGUGUGGAAAUAAACGUAGCUGCAGUCGAUCCGCUGUCCGGGCCGGAAACUGGUGGAACAACUGUAAUGAUCACAGUUAGAAACCACAGGAUUUUAGCGGAGAAUCGAACUGUUAUAGUGACGAUAGCUGGAACGAUGUGCUUGAAUUCCAGAACUUCUGGACUCGAGACUAUAACUUGCACUACGUCACAAUCGGUUGGAACACCAUCCGGUCCGAUUCUGGUCGAAUACUCGUCGACUGAAAACGUACUGAAAAUCGAGUCGUCUCAGAUAUUCCAGUUUUGUCCCAAUCCCGUACUAGAUGUGGACCAACAACUUCACGGCAUAGCAUCUGGUGGCAAUUCUGUCCCGGUCCAUGGUGGUCAUUUUGUUGAACAUAGCAUUACAUUUCUCGCCCGACUGUAUGUUGACCUGCCUGACGGUGUAAGACGGUAUGCAGACAGUAAUUGCGAUCCACCCGUCAACGACACGUACAUGGUCUGUCGAUCGCCUAGAGUAAACGGGGUUGGUGGGGAUGGAUAUUCGUCGGUUGUGAAACGGUCACUGAAUUUUGGACUGGAUAUCACUUUCAGUAAGGACGUUUUCUCUGUGAAUCAGAUGCUUCCAAUCGCGGUUCGUGGCCCAUUGCUUAGAUAUUAUGUGCAACCCGAUCCGGUUCUCUUAGACUUUGAAAUAGACAAAAGUGGUUCAGUAACCAUCACUGGCGACAACUUGCAGCACGUUCGGCCCGAAGAUAUCGUGAUACGGUUCGUAGAUUCGCAGCAUUCAUGUUGCGUAGUCGUGUUGGUAACGCGACACAGUUUGGUGUGUGAAACCACCAUGUCCGUUAUUGAGCCACAAGUGAUUUCCAUCACAUUGGGUAAUUCGUUGGUAUUCACUUUGCUCAGGAGAUGGUCGACUCCACCUGACAACCCGUCCGUAUUUCGUGGUUGGUUCUUCUUGAUUAUGUCCACGGUGCUUUUGUUUGUCGGCGCCUUCACUUGUAGACUAAAAAUGAAACAUCGGUAUAACAGGAUUGAAACAAGAUCGCAGGACCUAGAAGUACACACCGCAUUGUAAUUAAAAACCGUAUUAGUGGUAGUAUAUAUUUGCUGGUUGUUAUGAUAAAUAUAUUAAUUGCACUAUAUAACUCGAGGUUUUUACACGUUAUUGUACAUUAAUUAUACACACUUUAAAAAAAUAAAAACAUAAUAUGGUGAUGAUUAAAUUAAAAAAUUAUUA